AUGGCUUUUCCAAGGUUCAUCGCCGUGCUCUCUUUCCUGUCAUUCGCUUUUCUCAGCACCGCUCUUCCUUCCAGAUCGAGGUCACUUUAUGAACGGGCCGAUACCGUCUACUUUGAAGUCACCCUCACAUGGGAAGAUUAUUCACCAAUUGGAGGGACGCCCAAAAAGAUGGUCCUUACAAAUGGCACCUUCCCAGGACCCCCAUUGAAGAUGAAGGUCGGCCAAUCGGUGGAAUUCCUGGUUCACAACGAACUACCCGACCCAACUACGAUUCAUUUCCAUGGCAUUGUUCAGCAAGGCACUCCAUGGUCAGAUGGUGUCCCAGGUCUUUCACAGCUUGCAAUCGCACCCGGCUCGUCCUUCCUGUACAAAUGGACCGCCGAUGCAUCAGGAGUGUACUUCUAUCACUCUCACUCUCGCUCGCAAAUGAUGGAUGGGCUGUAUGGCGCCAUCAUCGUUUCUGCCGCGUCUGAAGAUGACAAGCCGUUCUCUCUGAUCAACAGCGACCCCAGCAUUAUCAAAGCAAUGUCGGCGGCUGACGACGAACUGCAACCGAUCUUUAUCUCCGAUUAUAACAAAUACACCUCCCAGGAACUUCACGAGCAGGAAGUGAAUGCCAACAUUGACUUUGCUUGCUCCGACGCGAUCAUCAUCAACGGUAUGGGUUCACAGUACUGCUUGAGCCGGGAUGAGUUGACUGCGUACACCAAUCCCAAGGUUGCGGCUCUCCUGGCUUCAGUCAGCCCUUCUCAAAUCACCGACAAGGGUUGCCUACCUCCCAAUCUCCCACAAACCCAGGGCAACUUCACCUUCAAUAUCGAGACUCUUCCUGAUGAUGCUUAUUUCACAUGUAAUCCAUCAACUGGACCCAUGGCCACAAUUGACGUCGAUCCUGCCAAAGGCUUUGCAGCCUUGACCUUUAUUAAUCCGGGUGGUUACGAGCUGCUUAAGUUUACUAUCGACGGACACAAGAUGUGGGUGUACGCCGUGGAUGGCGGUUACGUGACUCCAACUCUCGUGGACCAAGUCGUGGUCAAUAAUGGAGACCGACACUCUGUUUUGAUCGAGCUCAACCAAAACCCUGCGCAGUACGCCAUCCGAGUGGCCAACAACGGUCUCAACCAAGUCAUCAGUGGCUUCGCUGUUCUGAACUACAAAGGCUCAUAUGGACCCGCGUCCGAAGACCCCAAUGCUCUUGCCGGCAUGAACUUUGCCGGUGUCAACUUGACCAACCUAGUGACCUUCAACGACAACCUGGCGUCCCCUUAUCCCCCUUCGCCACCUGCUUCGGACGCGGACGCGACGUACCAGAUGAACAUCAAGAAGCUUGGGCAACCGGCCGGCGCCUAUCAGUGGACUCUCAGUGGUGUCAACGCCUUUGCUCCAGAGCUGGAAGACCAGACUCCCCUUCUCUUUGAAGAUCCAUCCAAUGUUGAGACCAGCGAUCUCAUCCUUAAGACAGCCAGCGGUCAAUGGGUCGACUUGGUUAUCAAGACUCAGGGUCCACUUGCCCAGCCUCAUCCCAUGCAUAAACACUCUAACAAAGCCUACGUUCUCGGCAAAGGAAUCGGCAAUUGGACCUGGGAUACUGUGUCUGAAGCUGCCGCCGCCCUGCCAGCUGGCACAUUCAACUUUGUCAACCCACCUCUUCGAGAUGGGUACACUACCACUCCCAACGAAGUCAACAGCACCUGGAUGGUGCUGCGUUAUCAAGUCACAAACCCCGGCGCAUUUCUUUUCCAUUGUCACGUCCAAACCCACGUAGCUGGCGGCAUGGCAGUGGCCAUGCUGGAUGGUGUCGACGAUUGGCCAACUGUGCCCACGGAAUAUGCUCAUGGCAACGGCAUUGUGUACACCAAGCUCAAGAAGAAGGGCAAAUUGCACCCCAAAUCAUCAUCAUAA
Fonsecaea multimorphosa CBS 102226 is the source of this 1902-nucleotide messenger RNA. RefSeq lists its product as uncharacterized. The record is from RefSeq and is a predicted model, not a curated record. Bases 1 to 1902 code for a protein of 633 amino acids. Gene Ontology annotation, molecular function: copper ion binding; oxidoreductase activity. NCBI's taxonomy places the organism in Eukaryota, Fungi, Ascomycota, Eurotiomycetes, Chaetothyriales, Herpotrichiellaceae. The transcript has 2 exons.